Molecule: messenger RNA, 2188 nt
Organism: Fomitopsis serialis
Lineage: Eukaryota; Fungi; Basidiomycota; Agaricomycetes; Polyporales; Fomitopsidaceae
Product: vitamin B6 photo-protection and homoeostasis-domain-containing protein
Exons: 7
Coding region: 279-1787 (502 amino acids)
Source: RefSeq, a predicted model, not a curated record
CGGACACUCGUCAGCUCGCCUUCACUGCGUAAAGUCGUUGCCUGAACGUCCGGUUCUCAAUGUCGCCCAGCCCAGUUUUAUAGUGUUCGCCACUCAAAAUCUUGACUUACUCUGCUUGUAUUGUCCGCUGAGCUCCACGACUCUUCACGAGGCACGAUUCUCCGGGAAUAGACGGCCCUCGAAAACUUGGUCGCAAUUGACGACUCUGGGAAGGUCCCUUGGUGCAUCUAAAAUACCUGACAGUUGACCGACGGGAAGGUCACCGGUGACAUCUGCGCAUGUAUUCUCGAGCCCUCAGACUUCGCCCGCGCGUAUGCGUGCUUCCGCCGGCACAUGCACCGCAGACUGCGAUUCUGCGAAUCUCGUCUCUUCGCGGAUACCACUCGUCGAAGUCGCAGAAACAGUGUGCCGCGGAAGCAUCGCAGCUGGACGUCACGACAACAGAGAAACUCAGGCCGUUUGCGAUCGAGCGCGUUGGCGGUCGAGAAUGCCAUGUCUCCUGGACGGACCGCGGCAUCUCGAAGGAGUGGAGGGAGUUAUCGAACAGUACAGGCGAGGAUGAACAGGCCGUGUCUACCUCGGCGUCGUCCACAGGGAGGUUCACAUCGUGGCUCCGGCAGAUGUUCCUGCCCACCAACUACCCGCAGUCUGUCCACCGGUCGUACUUGCCGUUCCACGUCCUCCAAUUCUUCGAGACGACCUUCGGCACAAUAGUCUCCGUACUGUGCAACCAGGCGCUGCUCACGUCCGUGGGUGUCAGCGCUGAGGGCAGCAUCUUCGGUGCGGUCGCCGUGCAGUGGAUCAUCAAGGACGGCGCCGGGGAAGUCGCGAAGCUCUUCUUCAUCCGCCGCUUCUCGCCGUACUUUGACAGUCACCCCAAGACGUUUACGCUGUUUGGCGAGAGCAUCGUCGCGCUCGGAAGCUGCAUGCAGAUCGCGACUGUUCUCAUGAAGCCGUCGCCUACCAACUUUUUGUUGUGUGCAGCCGGUGGGAACGCCAUGAAGCUUAUUGGAUACGCGGUCUGGUUCACAACGCACAUGAAAUGGAUCCGCUACUUCUCGCUGCAAGGCAACAUGGGCGACGUCGCAGCCAAAGACGAGUCCCAGACUUCCCUGGCCCAGCUCGUCGGGUACGCCGCCGGAAUAGGCCUCCUGACGUUCUCGCACUCGCCCGCGUACCUAUACAUGCUCUUUGCCCUGUGCACGCCCGCGCAUCUGACGGCCACCGUGGCGAUGAUGCGUCUGGCGACGUUCGAGACGCUGACGCUGCCCAGGCUUACCCUGCUCGCGCGCGACUACGCGGAGGCUGAUGGUAAGCAGGACAUGCCGUCGUUCAAGGAAUUCGAGGCGGCGGGCGAGACGGGCGUCUUUGGGGAAUACUUCAAGACUAAGAAGGACCGAUAUGUGACUCUUGCUCCACGUGUGGGAGAUGUCUCCAGUCAGUGGGACGUGUGUUCCAAUAUCUUCCAGAAUGAGAAGUAUAUGCUUUACCCGACGGCGGCGUCAUCAUCACGGCCCAUAUCCAUAUUCUACCACCCCGAUGCCGCCUCAGACGACACGCUCCGAUCGGUUCUGCAUGCCGCCCGGCUCAGACACCUGGCGGAAUCGACGACUCCGGGCGCGUCAACCCUGCGGGAAGCCUUGGCAGAGUCACAUGCAUGGACAGCAGAACACUUCGACAGAUUCAAGGCUGCGUUGGACGAGAAAGGUUGGCGGACAGACGAGGUUGGCUUUGCGGACCACGGCCAUCGGCUCUUGUGGGGUGCAGAGGCCGAUAGGGGUUCAUGAUCUCUGCUCAACUGUAUGAGUUGGGUGCGAGGAUUGGCGCGAAUCGCCGAGUCCACCUUUCCGAAGGCUCAGCACGAGCAUCGUCGCGGCUUGUGCGCGCUACGGAACAUCCCAAUGGCGCCUCUCAUGGCGCGGGGUCAUCCUCGAAGGAGUCUUGAGCAUACAUCCCCUGCUUUCAUGGGCCUGUGGGGAUCAGGCAUGCACGUCCAACGUGUGCGCGUGGAUGGAUGUAGAGGCCACGGACAUAGAUCAUUAGAGUAAGAUCGAGUAGUAUGCAUGGUAGAUAUGUAUAGAGUCGUGCUAAUAUUAUACAACCCCGCCUCACUGCACGAGCGGCUACGAGUCAACAUGAAUAAACCCGGCCCAAACCAUCCCUUUGAUACAUACGCGGACCGUCUCGA